This is a messenger RNA of Debaryomyces tyrocola, 1180 nucleotides long. The record is from the annotation of a GenBank genome assembly. NCBI's taxonomy places the organism in Eukaryota, Fungi, Ascomycota, Pichiomycetes, Serinales, Debaryomycetaceae.
AUGGCUCCAAUCGUAUGUAUAACUAUAACAAUAUAGUGAUAAUAGCAGCAAAUACCCUUUGUACGGGUUCGUGUGUUCAAGUGUUUUUUUUUUAGAUUUUUUUUGAAACCUUUUUUUGUUCAGCAGACUGGUUCUGCUGUACUUUUUUUUGAUGAAGCUUUCUUAGUUGAACGCAGAUCAUUAUACAUUCAUAAAACCAUAAGUUGGAUAAAACAUCUUUGAUAACGCAAACCCGACCCUGGGCUUUGCUGUCUUUAUCAUUACUCCGUACACCUUUGGUGUAUAAUGAUAAUAGUGCAGUAGGCUAACAUGGGAUAUAGACCACCAAGAAAAACACCGCUGCUAAGAAGUUAGUCGUUGACACCUCCGCCCCAACCGAAAACGGUGUUUUCGACCAAGAAUCUUACGUUAAAUUCUUGAUUGAAAACAUCAAGGUUGAAGGUAUUCCAGGUAACUUAGGUAACUCCAUUUCCAUUACUGAAGAAGGUAACAAGGUUGUUGUUGUUUCUAACACCAAGUUCUCCGGUAAAUACUUAAAGUACUUGACCAAGAGAUACUUAAAGAAGAACCAAAUCAGAGACUGGAUUAGAUUCGUUUCCGUUAAGCAAAACCAAUAUCAAUUACAGUUCUACUCCGUCGCUGAUGACGAAGAAGAAGAAGACGAAGAAUAAAUUAUUUGAUUCAACUAAUAUUUUGUAUAAUAAGAUAGGUUUUGAAUAUAUAGUUUAUUGAGGUCACGGGUGAGGUUUAUGAAUGUAUUAAUAUCGCUUAAUGAACUUUGUAGAAGUUGUAGAGUGUCAUCUGGCAUGUAUUAAACGGGUUAAGCCAAACUGAUUUGUUUUAAAAGAACUGUAACGUUAAAUCUUAUUGUCCAAAAAACAUGGCGAAGGAACAUGAUUCUAGCAGUUUUUCAUUGUCAUCAGUAUCAUACAAAUUCGGUACUUGGAUAUCGGGCUUGUUUCCGUAACAAAUAAUCGAAUAUAUACGUUGGAAGAUCGAACAGAGUGUUCUACUGUCCGUAAGAAUUUUUAUCCCAUUUGACCCUCAGUUCCUGACUUCGUGGCCAAGUUGGCUAAGGCGUGAGACUGUUAAUCUCAAGAUCGUGAGUUCGACCCUCACCGAGGUCGUUUAUAUUUUUACUUCAUUACAUUUUUUACGAUCGAGCAACAUGACAGAAUGA